Molecule: messenger RNA, 4419 nt
Organism: Penicillium verhagenii
Lineage: Eukaryota; Fungi; Ascomycota; Eurotiomycetes; Eurotiales; Aspergillaceae
Product: NRPS-like enzyme
Exons: 1
Coding region: 1-4419 (1472 amino acids)
Biological process (GO): secondary metabolite biosynthetic process; amino acid activation for nonribosomal peptide biosynthetic process
Cellular component (GO): cytoplasm
Molecular function (GO): catalytic activity; phosphopantetheine binding
Source: RefSeq, a predicted model, not a curated record
AUGGGAUUAAUUCAUUUAUCCGAGCAAGUACAGGCCGCUGCGAUUCGAGAUCUGCCUUCCUCUAAGCUUCCACCUUACCACAUCACUGGACCAAGCCUCGACGCAACCUUGGUUCGAGCUCAUUCAUUCACUGUUCAUGGUAUUCCUCUUCAAUCUACUCCCGAUUCCCGAACUGUUCUCUGUCGCUUUGCGCGAUUCGUUGGCGAUGUUGUCGGAUCAGAGCGUAUUGCAUUUGUUGCAGAUGUGCCGGAGACCGGGCCUACAUUAAUUCAAGCCGCCAUUCCGAUUCGAGCAGCCACUGGUGUGACACCAGAGCCGAAAUUGGAAUUCUUAACCGGCGUGACCCAUGUCGAGGACGUUGACUUCAAAAUCCUGAUUACCGCCUACAGCGGGUCACGAACAACAAACGGGGUCGCUGCCUCGGCGCAGAAGGGACCUUUUGUUCUUUCAGUAGUAUACACCCAAGAGGAUAGGGCCGAUGUCACUCUUAACCUGCGAGGAGAUUAUGGUGGGUGGAUUGCUGCAAAACAUCUGGUUAAACUGGCCGUUGCCUACCUAACCUCUGGGCUAUCCGACAACAUUGCUACCGGAGCAGGGCUGGACCCAUCCCGAGUCAACUUUGAGUCCUUCCUGCAAGUAGCGCCACAACUUGUUCACAAGCAACCGGCUGUCAAUGGCUCCAAGACCAAUGGCCAUUUCCACUCUCGUCUACUCCACUCGGCAUUUGAAGAUAAUGUUCGCCGCCAUCCUCACAACGUCGCCAUCGAAUAUUUGUGCCGUGCGCCUGCAACAUCAGUGCGGUCAAGGCAACAUGAGUAUGACCGACGUGAUCUCACAUACGCCGAAGUAGACAGCCGAGCGAAAGAGCUCGCCUCUGAACUUGGUUUGUUACUUCAGGUGCUAGGCAGCCAGUGGCGUCCGGCAUUGGGCGACCAGUACGCCUUCCCUCUCUUCAUCUCUCCCAGCCCAGAGCUCUUCCUCUCUAUGUUGGCCGUUCUCAAGUCGGGCCACGCCUUCUGCUCUCUUCCGGCCGAUGCGCCACCUGAGCGACUCCGAGCCAUUGUCGAAGAUCUCGGAUCUCCAGUCGUGCUGGGAGUUGGUCCAAUGCCCUGGAAUGGCAUUACUGGAUCCCAAUCUGAGCGUGAACAGCUGGCAGAGGGGGUGAUGUGGGUCGAUAUUACCAACCCCUCUAGCUGGCGAAUGGAUUGCAUCAUCCCGGACACCGUGGCAACCUCAUCCAGUGACCUUCGCAUCCCAACCGAAGAUGAUCUGUGCUACCUCUUCUACACAAGUGGCUCAACUGGAAAGCCAAAAGGUGUGCUCGGAAGUCAUCGCUCGGCGCUGGCCUGCGUAGAGGCAACCCUUGCGGGGCCACUCUCGCAUCUUCCUGCUGGUCCACGGGUCCGCUGGCUCAAUUUAAGUGCGCCAUCUUUUGAUCCCGUCAUCAUCGACACUUUCGUGCCACUCUCCCUUGGUGGAGUCCUCUGCACUGCCGAGCGUGACCUUCUUCUCACAGACGUUGAAGCAUGCGCACGGGAGCUGAGAGCCACUGCGUCAUAUGCUGUCGCGAGUCUAGCACUUCUUAUGCGUCCGGAACGCAUGCCUGCUCUGAAGACGCUUAUUGUAGGCGGAGAAUCGGUGAACGGUCGUGUGAUUGAGAAAUUCGCGCGAGUCGAAGGGGAUCCAGAUGAUGACAGACAUCUUAUCAACGCCUAUGGUCCCACAGAGACCACCAUUUUCUGUACCGCGGAAGCGUGUGUCCAGGGUACUCGCAGCUCCGUCAUUGGAGAUGCUCUGACUUCUGCAUUUUUCCUCAUGGCGGACCCGGAGGCCCUUGAUGCAGGCGAACUAAGAGAAACCCCACUUGGUCUCGCAGGUGAGCUUAUUGUCGGCGGGCCUCAGGUUGCCCUCGGGUACCUGAACCGCCCCGAUGCGACCGCGAAGGCAUUCAUUCCCGUGAACGCAAUGGGUCUCCCUUCCGGUACUACACUUUAUCGCACCGGUGACAAGACUCGUGUCGUCUGGUCCUCCGAUGGAAAACGCAAGAUUGACUUCCUUGGUCGCUUUGGCACAGAUCAAGUCAAAUUGAAUGGUCGCCGUGUCGAGCUGACUGAGAUUGAAAACGUCCUCACAAGUGCGCAAGGGGUAGCCUCUGUCGCCGUCGUGGUGGCCAAUCCGAAGGAAGGUGUGCGCGCUCAGCUGGUCGCCUUCUUGACAGUCUGGGCCGACGAAGAUCGCCAAAGUGUUGCUAGCAAGUGUCGUGCCGAAGCAGAGAGAUUGUUACCAGAGUGGAUGUGCCCUGGAAGCUAUACCGUUCUGGAUCAGCUGCCAUACACACCGAGUGGUAAAGUGGACCGUAAGGUGCUGCUGAAACUCGCUGCCGGUGAGGCUCUGAGCGAUUCCUUUGUUGCAAACGGAGCGCCUGCUGUCCCUGAACGAGUAGCAGAGAAAAUCCAAGAUUCCGAGUUCCUUAAAAAGGAUUCAGCCUCCAUCGUCUACCGGGGUCUUUUCGCUGCUAUCGGCGAUAAGGCUACAAAUGCUGACGCCACCACGCCUCUCUUGGGACUUGGUUUAGACAGUCUGCGGACCAUGUUGUUCCUUCAAAGCAUGAGAGAUGACGGAAUUGAGGGGCUGGCGUUGCACCAGAUUCUUUCAUCAGUAACAAUCAAUGACUUGAUCAACCUAGUUGAGGCUAAAAAUCCGGCCUCAAAAUUGUCGGUGGGACAAGAUAUGGACGUGGAUGAGCAGGAAACCUGGGUGUCCGUUGACCACUCGGCCGUAUCAAAGAAAGACGUGGAGGAAGAAAACCUUGUGGAUGUUUCUGUUAUCGAUGCUGAUGACGAAGAGGGAAUUUUCGAACUCUCUAUCACCGACAAACUCCGUCACUUCUCUCACCACUGCAUGCCUCAGUGCACCUCCGCCCUAAACCUCGCGGCCGUCGAUAUUGAGCAGGUCCUACCAGCUACUAACACACAAACUCGAAUUCUCUACUACUCUACGCGCGAUGAAUUUGUAGACCCUACCCGCUACUCUGGCAGACCUCAGCUCGAGCACUUCCUCUACGAUCUGCCUCUCGACAAACUUGACGCCACUCGCAUGAAACAUGCUGUUGAUGUCGUUCUCAGAAGACAUGAUUGUUUCCGCUCCGUCUUUUGCAGUAUCAAGCACCCCCUCUCGCCUUUCGCCGUUUGCAUUCUUAACAAGAAUUCAGAGCGUGCGGCCGUUUCCACCGUCGAGAUUGUCUGCAAGUUUGACCCUAAAAAUGCCAGCCUCUGGCAACACACCCUUGUUUCGGCCCAACGUGCUGCCGAAGGUGCCAUGACUCUUGACCGACCAGGAGUUACUGUGACUUGGGUCAGCACCCCCGAUGGGUCCCGCCAUGUCAUGAUUCUUUCCCUCUACCACCCCAUAUUCGACGGCGUCAGCCUGUCCCACCUCCGCGAGGAGAUUACUGCUGAAUACGCGCAUCUCAGCAGACCAGCAGGUAUCAGGAACCUCACCGAUAAGGGAAACAAGCUUGCAUUCUUGCCCAUGCGCAAUACUAUCGAGCUUCUUUUCGAGGGCACCGAUUGGGUGGAAAGCAUGUUCUACUGGAUGAAGCGUUUCGCGGGUGUGUCAUCCUUCCGUUUCGGAUCUACCCAGCCAGCUUCGCAGGCCGUGAUGCUCCCUAUCGAAACUGGAUUGGUCGAGACACACAUGCGCACUGCCACCCUACGAAGCAGCCUCUCCAUGGAUGAUCUCUCCAACACUGCCCUCUCGCAUCUGAGCACAAGCAUGGCUGCCGUGGUCCAGGCCGCAUGGGCCAGUGUGCUUGCGCAAACCCGGAACGCAAAUGAGGGCAAGCUGGACGUGCAGUUUGGCAGCAUCUUGCAUGGCAGAAACACGCCGGAUUUGUGGCGCUGCAUGGCUCCGCUUCUGACGACCGUCCCAAUGCACCUUGUCCUCCAGAAGGACGAACAGAGCAAGAACCCGACUAACCGCGAGAUCUGUCGUCUGCUGGCAGCUCAGCAUGCCGAUGUCGCGCCCUUCAUUGACGUUCCUUGCCCGACGGAGGACACUUUUGAGAUGGGAGCCGAUCGAUUUGAUACUGCGCUGAACUUGCAAGCAUACCGAAGUGAGACUGCAACCUCCUCGGACGCAGCUCCACGGGACUUGCCUGGAUGGAGUUCCGAACAGAAUCUCCUCACUCCAUACAAGGAGGUUGAUAUCGGAUUCCCCAUCAUGAUGGAAGUGUGGCCGGCAUUUGGACCCGAGGGUCCGGACUGGAGUGGAAAGAUGACGCUGAAGUGUGUUUAUAAUGUGCGAAAACCAGGCUAUGAGUUCUUGAAUGAGAAAUGGGUCGCGGGCAUGGUGGGUGCCUUUGAAGACUCCCUGCUGAGGCUUCUCAGGGAGCCGGAAGCAGAGUAUUACGUUGGUUAA